GUGACAUGGUCUUGAGAAGUCUUUACUAGCUGAUAGGGAUCCCAGUAUAAACCCCAAAGCACUUCAAAAGCUACCAGGAACAGGUGAUUAACUGGUUGGCAGCAAACAUGAAGUCAUCCUCAGAACAAGCCCUUACUCAGUGGAGCGUGGAGGCCCUCAGUAUAAAGGAGAGGACUUCAGAGCUCCUCACCUCAUCCCCCUGGAUUCCUCCUGCCUUGCCAAUGCCCCACUGGGAAGCUGAGUUUCAGAGGAUGAGGGGCACAGCGCUGCUGCUGGCCUUGCUGGCUGUCCUGGUUGCAGCAGGAGAAGGAAGAGGUGAGGGAAACACCGUGAAGCUCUGCGGGAGGGACUUUGUCCGAGCUGUUGUCUUCACCUGCGGUGGCUCUCGGUGGAAAAGGCACUUGACUGAUUAUCAUUACCUGUUUGAGGGCGACAAUCCCCUGCCUUUCUCACAAGACAGCAACUCCUUGACAUCCACAGAGCAGAGGCUGGAGACAGAGAACAAAGAACUGAGGCCUGAGAUGGAGAGCAAACCAUCUGUGUUCAGAAAGCGUGAAGCAGCCAAGCUGCUGACCACAUCCUGCUGCAGCAUUGGCUGCAGUGAGAGAGAGAUCAGCUCCCUCUGCUAA
Messenger RNA from Dryobates pubescens (Downy woodpecker), 629 nucleotides. It is a transcript of the gene INSL5, whose product is annotated as insulin like 5. NCBI's taxonomy places the organism in Eukaryota, Metazoa, Chordata, Aves, Piciformes, Picidae. Gene Ontology annotation, cellular component: extracellular region. Gene Ontology annotation, molecular function: hormone activity. The coding region runs from base 108 to 629 and encodes 173 amino acids. The record is from RefSeq and is a predicted model, not a curated record. The transcript is spliced from 2 exons.